This is a messenger RNA of Empidonax traillii (willow flycatcher), 3116 nucleotides long. RefSeq names its product VPS39, HOPS complex subunit (gene VPS39). The transcript is spliced from 26 exons. Gene Ontology annotation, cellular component: membrane; cytoplasm. NCBI's taxonomy places the organism in Eukaryota, Metazoa, Chordata, Aves, Passeriformes, Tyrannidae. The record is from RefSeq and is a predicted model, not a curated record. Bases 103 to 2757 code for a protein of 884 amino acids. Gene Ontology annotation, molecular function: protein binding. Gene Ontology annotation, biological process: endosomal vesicle fusion; autophagy; intracellular protein transport.
UCUUACCGUAGGGGCUUUCCCCCGCCCCGCCCCGUCCCGCCCCGCCGGUGCUGCACUACCUGCGCCGGCGCUGUGGCAGCCGGGGCCGUGAGGGUCGCCGCCAUGCACGACGCCUUCGAGCAUGUGCCGAUCCUGGAGAAGCUGCCGCUGCAAAUCGACUGCCUGGCCGCCUGGGAGGAAUGGCUCCUUGUUGGAACCAAACAAGGGCAUCUUCUGCUUUACAGGAUCAAGAAAGACGUAGGAGAGGUUAUGUCAUCAGAAAGUGUCUGUUGCAAUAGGUUUGAAGUGACACUAGAGAAAUCCAACAAGAACUUCUCAAAGAAGAUUCAGCAGAUUCAUGUUGUUUCUCAAUUUAAAAUUUUGGUCAGUCUAUUAGAAAAUAACAUUUAUGUUCAUGACCUGUUGACAUUUCAACAAAUCACCACGGUUUCCAAGGCAAAAGGUGCAUCUCUCUUCACUUGUGAUCUCCAGCAAUCAGAUACAGGGGAAGAGGUGCUGAGAAUGUGUGUGGCAGUGCGUAAGAAGCUACAGCUGUAUUUUUGGAAGGACAGAGAGUUCCAUGAACUACAGGGGGACUUCAGUGUGCCUGACGUACCCAAGUCUAUGGCCUGGUGUGAAAACUCCAUCUGUGUAGGCUUCAAGAGGGACUAUUACCUGAUCCGGGUGGAUGGAAAAGGAUCCAUCAAAGAACUGUUUCCCACAGGGAAGCAGCUGGAACCAUUGGUAGCUCCUGUAGCAGAUGGAAAAGUUGCCGUUGGCCAAGAUGAUCUAACAGUUGUGCUUAACGAAGAAGGGGUCUGUACUCAGAAAUGUGCCUUGAAUUGGACAGAUAUUCCUAUAGCCAUGGAACACCAGCCUCCCUACAUCAUUGCUGUUCUGCCAAGGUAUGUGGAGAUCCGCACUUUUGAGCCCCGGCUGCUUGUACAGAGCAUUGAGCUGCAGAGACCACGCUUCAUCACCUCUGGAGGAACAAAUAUUAUAUAUGUAGCAAGUAAUCACUUUGUUUGGCGGCUCAUUCCGGUGUCCAUUGCAACACAGAUCCAACAGCUUCUGCAGGACAAACAGUUUGAGUUGGCUUUGCAGUUGGCAGAAAUGAAAGAUGAUUCAGAUAGUGAGAAGCGACAACAAAUUCACCACAUAAAGAACCUCUUUGCCUUCAACCUUUUCUGCCAGAAGCGCUUUGAUGAAUCUAUGCAAGUUUUUGCCAAACUUGGUACAGAUCCCACUCAUGUGAUGGGUCUGUAUCCUGACCUCCUGCCCACAGAUUACAGGAAACAGCUACAGUAUCCCAACCCCCUGCCAGGGCUCUCUGGGGCAGAGCUGGAGAAGGCACAUUUAGCUCUGAUAGACUACCUAACUCAAAAAAGAAGUCAGCUAGUGAAGAAGCUAAAUGAUUCUGACCAUCAGUCCAGUACUUCACCACUCAUGGAAGGAACACCCACCAUCAAAUCGAAAAAGAAGCUGCUACAAAUCAUUGAUACCACCCUGUUAAAGUGUUACCUGCAUACAAAUGUAGCGCUGGUGGCACCAUUGCUGCGUCUGGAGAACAAUCACUGCCAUAUUGAGGAGAGUGAGCAUGUACUAAAGAAGGCACACAAAUAUAGUGAGCUGAUAAUACUGUAUGAGAAGAAAGGUCUGCACGAGAAAGCACUACAGGUACUGGUGGAUCAGUCAAAGAAAGCCAACUCACCUUUGAAGGGUCAUGAGAGGACAGUGCAAUAUCUGCAGCAUUUGGGCACAGAAAACUUGCACUUGGUAUUUUCCUACUCAGUCUGGGUGCUAAGAGAUUUUCCUGAAGAUGGUCUGAAGAUAUUUACAGAAGACCUCCCUGAAGUGGAAGCUCUGCCACGGGACAAAGUGCUCAGUUUCUUGAUAGAAAAUUUUAAAAGCUUGACUAUUCCUUAUCUGGAACACAUCAUUCAUGUUUGGGAAGAAACUGGUGCAGACUUUCACAACUGUCUGAUCCAGCUGUACUGUGAGAAAGUGCAGGGAUUAAUGAAAGAAUAUCUCAACUCGUUCCCUGCAGAUAGAACUCCAGUGCCUGCUGGGGAGGAAGGAGGAGACUUGGGCGAGUACCGUAAAAAGCUUCUGCUUUUUCUGGAGAAGUCAAGCUGGUAUGAACCUGGUCGGCUAAUUAGUGACUUCCCCUUUGAUGGUCUCCUAGAAGAACGUGCUCUGCUCUUGGGUCGUAUGGGGAAGCACGAGCAAGCUCUUUUUAUUUAUGUUCAUAUUUUGAAGGACACCAGCAUGGCUGAAAACUACUGCCAUAAACAUUACGACAGAAAUAAAGAUGGCAACAAAGAUGUCUAUCUGUCGCUGCUCCGGAUGUAUCUCUCCCCGCCUAGUGUUCAUUGCCUGGGACCAAUCAAGAUGGAAGUGCUGGAGCCUCAAGCCAAUCUACAGGCUGCUCUGCAGGUUUUGGAACUACAUCACAGCAAACUGGAUACCACUAAGGCAAUAAACCUACUCCCAGCAAAUACACAGAUUAAUGAGAUUCGCAUCUUCUUAGAGAAAGUCCUUGAAGAAAAUGCUCAGAAGAAAAGAUUUAAUCAAGUGCUCAAGAAUCUUCUCCAUGCAGAGUUUCUGAGGGUCCAGGAGGAGCGGAUCUUGCAUCAGCAAGUGAAGUGUAUUAUUACAGAGGAGAAGGUGUGCACUGUUUGCAAAAAGAAGAUAGGUAACAGUGCGUUUGCUCGAUACCCUAAUGCAAUAGUUGUGCAUUAUUUCUGCUCCAAAGAAGUCAACACACUCGACACCUGACCUUGUUGUGGUCAAUAAUUCCAGCACUCAUAUGAAAUUCAAAACUGGUGACUUAAGAAGUUGAUGUGUCUGAGAUUUUUGAGGCUUGUUGCUAGGUUCUCUUACACUGGGUAGGAGUAAUUUGUAUAUGUGGACUGACUGUACCUACCUGGCAAUAUUGAUUUACUAAAAAAUGACUUUAACCAAGUUGUUAUAGUGCUGGCAACUACACUGAACCUCUCAGUACUCAGAUGAAAAAUAGAAAUUUUUCUAGUGAGUUUUGUAAUACACUCCAACCUUGCAAAUGAACUGUUAGACAACUGUUGGACGUUCACCACAAAUCAAGUUUUACAGUAAAAUGUACUUUCUUAGGGUGAAAA